AUGAUGGAUCCUCCACCGAACCGGCUGAGCGCGUCUAAAUUUGCCAGCGUUGGCGAUCUUUUGCACUCUUUGGGACGAAACGCUGCUGUAUCAGUUGUGCCUCACGAACAGAACCUUCCACUCGUGGGUUUCCCCAUUCUUGUAUCGCGAAAUCCGCCACUAUUCGUGGCACCAGACCUGGCUAUCUUUGAGAGCCUUGAGAAUCUGGACCUGCACUGGAGCUGGGCCGAUCUGGAUGAAUGGCAGAGGCAGCUUAUCCUGAUUCUUCGCAACUCGCCAGGCCUACCCGGCCGUGAUCAUGAGUACGAGCACCUUUUCAACAGGCUCUGUGAUGCGUACGGAGAGACUGGGGCGGCGCCACUACGGCCCGAGUCUUUGAGGCUCGGCCAAGCGCUCUAUCCGACCAGCGCAAGCUCCUUUGCCAAGAUGAUCGACCUUGACAGCCUCGAGGAGGUGCAACUUGAAAAUGAUACCGUUUUUAUGGAAGACUUUGAUAUGUUUGGGAUUAUUGACCCAUCCCCGGACAAUUCAGACAUAGACCGGAUCAUAUAUGGUGUCUUCUUCUCGAGUUCCUCCUGUCCGAAUUUGCGCCAAUUCACCGCCAGACGUUACUCGGGAGACAUUCACGACGUAUUGGCCUGGAUGGACAAAACCUGUGUACAGCGGCUCGCCCUCUCCUUUGCUGAGACCUCCGAACCCGAUCUGGCGUAUGCACUCAGAGCUGAAGAAACCUCGUGGCGGUGGCCAUCGUUUCCUCUCCACCCGAGGACGUUGGAACUGGAAAUGCACCGGAAUAAAAUAGAUACUUGCGGGGCAUACGAACCGAUUACCGACGAGCAGAUCUUUCAUCAUCUUGUCUCUUAUGACCCACAAAACCUUGAAGGUCUCAUGGUCAACUUGGCCCCGGAUCGAGACGCCGAGGGCGGGGUGGUUGGUCUGAGAGAACUCUGUCAGAUUCUGAAUGGAUUCUCAAAGCUUACUCAAAUGGUUGUCAAAAGCGAUGCUUGGCGUGGCGUGGGUAUUGGAGUCGGUGACGAUGGCACAGAGAUUAAGGCAAUAGCAAAGAUUCUUGCUCUCGCUAUACCGUAUUUGAGAUACAUCAGGAUUCAAGGGCUGUCCUGGAGAAUUUGGCGGCAAGCCGAUGGUCUGACCACUCUGGAGGAUCUGGACAGCAGGGAGAUCAGGCAGGUAGAGUGGCUGUUCCAAAGCAUGUAUGAGGCUGGUUGGAGCCAUGAUUCUGAACCAACAUUCCCAGGAGCCUCAUGA
Molecule: messenger RNA, 1266 nt
Organism: Thyridium curvatum
Lineage: Eukaryota; Fungi; Ascomycota; Sordariomycetes; Thyridiales; Thyridiaceae
Exons: 4
Coding region: 1-1266 (421 amino acids)
Source: RefSeq, a predicted model, not a curated record